Molecule: messenger RNA, 1174 nt
Organism: Parasteatoda tepidariorum (common house spider)
Lineage: Eukaryota; Metazoa; Arthropoda; Arachnida; Araneae; Theridiidae
Biological process (GO): intracellular signal transduction
Source: RefSeq, a predicted model, not a curated record
AGGAAUUAUAGGGUUAAUAGGGCCACCAUGAAUUGUCUCGCUAUUGUCAGAAUCGUCAAGCAGAAUGAGACCACACAUAGCCAUUCGUAGACAAACCAUUCUAUAGCCUAUACUUAUUGUUACAAUAGAUAAAAUCCAGGUGUACGAUAAAGGCGUGACGUGAAUCGAGUUAAAUCUAGUCCUCACACGUUAUUUCUCAUAUACUCACUUAAAAAUUUAUUUAAAGUUCAUGUCCUUCUGUCUUCGUAAGACGUCUAUUCCGAAUAGGAAGUAGUAAAAUAUGGAAUGUUUCACACCAGAAGAAUCUGAGUUCAUGAAAAUUGCUUAUUUGAAAAGAACACCGAAUGAUAAACCUUUAGAUGAAUAUUUUCUUUAUAAUAUUUAUAACGAAGCUGUAUUUUUGGACUACCCAGAUAAACUAAAAGAGCUUCUUGAACUUGCGAAUGGAAUGAAAUUGGACUUUCUACAGUUAUUCAAAAAUAAGCCGCACAUGAAUGCUGAUCUAUCUCACAUUUCUUUGAUACGCAAUCCCGAAAAUUACAUACUGAUUACUGAAUUUGGUGGAAUGAACGAAUAUUACAGUCACGUGUGUGGAUUAUAUUUAUUUAGGGCAUCAGCCGUACUGUUUGACAUUGAUGAAGAAAUGAGAGAUGAAAUACAUAGCGCAUUUCUUGAUGAGGAGGAAGUCGAUGUUUCAUUCAAGUUGAGAUCAUACCAACUCUUCUGUCUCUACCUUCACUACAGGUAUGGAAAAAUACUUCCCCCUUUCCAUUACGAACUUGUUUUUCGAAUUCUGUGGAGCUCCAUUCCGGACCCCUACAUCACCAUCGAGGAGUUCACCAGAAGCUUCAACUGGGCGAAACCACAGACCUUUCGGAAAGCAAUGAAAGCCUGGGACUGGUACUGCAAAUUGGUGAGAGAUCCUGACAGUGAGGGGAAAUGUCCAAGAUCAUUGCAACAUCUGUCCAAGUGCAUCAUUAGACGCCAGUUGCAGGAGUGCUUUCAAUUGCCCAAGGGAGUCGAAAAGUUGGACAUUCCCAAAUGUCUGAAGCAAUAUUUGCUUUUAAGAGACGUUUAAAUUGAACUCCAGAACGAAAAAAGGAUCUCAGAGCAGUUCUUCUGUUGGAUCUAAAUGCAGAAUAUAGAAGAUCUAAUAAAGUUAUUAUUAUCAUCA